Molecule: messenger RNA, 1164 nt
Organism: Auanema sp. JU1783
Lineage: Eukaryota; Metazoa; Nematoda; Chromadorea; Rhabditida; Rhabditidae
Source: the annotation of a GenBank genome assembly
AUGGCUUUGUGUCAGCGUCUACUGCAGAACAGCUCAUUCUGCCUUGCAAAACCGAUUACUUCUGUUGCUUCACUCAUGACAUCCUCAGAAGAAAUUUUGAUUGAGAAGUUCGGCUCAAAACGUAUUGUAACCUUGAAUAGGCCAAAGGCUUUGAAUGCCCUUAACUUGAGUAUGGUUCGUGAGAUUUACCCGCAAUUGAAGAAAUGGGAGAACUCAACUGAAAUUAAGAUGAUUAUCAUCAAAGGUUCCGGAGAAAAGGCUUUCUGCGCUGGAGGAGACGUCCUAGCUGUUAUCAAAUCUGCUAAGGAAGCUCAACGCAAUCUUAAAGCAGAUACAACUUUGCACAAAGAUUUCUUCAGAGAGGAGUAUCAGUUAAACCACUUGAUUGGAUCUUUGACCAAGCCUUAUGUUGCUUUCAUUGAUGGCAUCGUAAUGGGAGGCGGUUGUGGUCUUUCCGUGAAUGGCCAAUUCCGUGUGUCAACCGAGAAAACGAUGUUAGCUAUGCCAGAGACAGCACUUGGACUAUUCCCCGAUGUAGGGGGAUCUUACUUCUUGAGCAGGCUGAAGGAUAACCUCGGAAUGUACUUGGCUCUUACGGGAUACAGAUUACAAGGAGCUGAUGCCUUCCAUAGCGGCCUCGCAAGCCACUAUGUUCCCUCAUCUGAACUUCCAAGCUUACAAGAAAAACUUAUACAAUUGGAGAAUGUCACGGAACAAUCUGUAGACAGCACUAUCUUAAGUUUUGAGCCUUGUCAAAUCCCCGCAUUCUCCUUGGAGGAGCACAUUCCAAAGAUUAGAAGCACUUUCCAUGGAAAAACCAUUGAACACAUCAUCGACAACUUAGAGAAAGACGGAUCUGCUUGGGCCCAAACUCAACUGAAAACUUUGUCUAAAAUGAGUCCAACUUCCUUGAAAGUUACAUUCCGCCAAAUCGAAAAUGGAGCUAAAAUGAGCUAUGCCAAGAUCUUCACCAUGGAAUACCGACUCACCCAACGCUUUUUGGCCGACCAUGACUUCCACGAGGGAUGUAGAGCUAUUUUGAUCGACAAGGAUAGAAAGCCUAAAUGGAAUCCUGCUGAAUUGCACGCAGUAACGGAAGCCACUUUAGAUUCAUACUUCGCACCUCUCCCACACGGACAAGAUCUUAUCCUAUACGAUGACUAA